CGUAAGUCACUUCGUUAUUUAGGUUGACGUGAUGACGAGGUCGUGGCAGCCGUCACUGCUGUAGGCUAGUCGUUUUCCAGCGGGAUACACGCUGCCUGUGGCGGACCGGUUGACAGUCGUGUUGGUACGGCUAUGUGCAUCUACUGAAGACGAGGCAACAGGUUGCAGACAUGGGCGUUAAAGAGAUGUUCUCUCAGUGGGCUCUGCUGUUGCUGUGUACUCUCCCUGUGAUGACCAUCGACUCAGAGGGAUGUCAGUGUCCAGAAGCCACCAUUUUGGCCCGGUUUCCCUCUGUCCUACCCGCUGAGGCCUGCUGUCUGAACUACUCCGGCUCCACGUUCGGCCAUGUUCGCUGGGCCAUGCUCACCAACAGGAACAGACUACAGCUCCUGGACCUGUCUCACUGUACCAUCACUCAGAUCGACCUGGAGGAUACAGAGACCACACUCUCUCCUCUCCGAGAGGUCUAUCUGGGUCACAACAGACUGACCUCCAUCCCAGCGGACUUUCUGUCAGAUCUACCCAGCCUGAAGGUGCUGGAGCUGGGCAUGAACCAGCUGAGGGAGCUGCCUGAGGAUUUCCUCAAGGGAUCUGACAGCCUUCAGGAGCUAGAUCUCAGGGGCAACCUCCUCCGUUCUCUUCCCGCCUCUGUGCUGUCUCUGCGGGGUCUGGAGAGGCUGGAACUGGUGGACAACCCCUGGGACUGCUCUUGCUCCCUGGUGGAGGAGCUGAACAACAACGACAACAACACCAGGCUGCAGGGCAUCGUGGGUAACAUCACCUGCGCAUCUCCUCGGAGCCUGGCUGGGCGGCUCGUGUGGUCGGUGGCGCCUGGUAACGUCUGCCGCCCACCAGGGCUCACGGCACUUUUCAUCCUCCUGCCCCUCUUCAUCCUCCUCGGCCUUGUCCUCUGCUGGUGCUGUGGGAGGAAGAGGAAGACGAAAGAGAAGCCGGCCUUCGGCUCCUCCAAGAAGAAGGCCUCCCACUCCCAUUCACCCAACGGUCACCAACACCACCAGCGAUCCAAGCCCCCAGCAGGCGGAGAAGGGUGUAACUUCCCCACGGCGGGGGACAGCAGCAGGAAGGAGAUGUUGAAGAACCAGCUCCUCCUGCGACCCUCCUCCACCCUCCUGGGCUCCACCAGGGACAUCUAUGAGGAGGUGGAGAUUAAAGUAGAAUCUGUGGAGUCCCUCUCUCACUCCCUCGCCAACUCCCCUCCCUCUCCUGGGUCCUCCUCCCUGACAGAGGGCCCCGAGUUGGGCCUGGGCGGACAAGCAGAGUUGGAUGCAGUGAGUGUGACGGAGGUGAUGAAGGACUCGGCAGACAGGGAGAAGGCUUAUAUGACCCAGUCCACUGAAUACUACAGUCUGGUGCCAGGGAUGGACCUGGACGACUCAGAUCACGCCUCAGAUCAGGCAUCAAACCACGCAUCAGACCACGCAGAGUACGAGAGUGUUGACCUGUCGUGAGAACGGACAUAGGUUCGCUAGAAGGAGUGUGUCUCUCAUGACUGGCUUGUAUGUAUGUGUGUGUGUGUGUGUGUGUGUGUGUGUGUGUGUGUGUGUGUGUGUGUGUGUGUGUGUGUGUGUGUGUGUGUGUGUGUGUGUGUGUGUGUGUGUGUGUGUGUGUGUGCGCGUGUGCGUGUGCGUGUGCGAGUGUGUGUCAGAGAAAGAGAGAGACAGAGUGUUGAAUGUUCCACAGAGAUGUGGUCGGAACACUGAAUUAUCAAUCACAAUCAUAUGACAGGAAGUGAGGUCACCUUGAGAUCUCCAGAAUGGGACUGACAUGACAUCACCCUGAGCUCCAGUGUGACCAAAUCAUACACCACACCACCACACCACCACACCACCACACCACAACACCACCACACCACACCACCACCACCGCCACACCACACCACCACCACCACACCACCACCACCACCACACCACCACCAUACACCACCACCAUACACUACCACACACUACCACACACACCACCACACCACCACCACACCACCACCACACCACCACACCACCACCAUACACCACCACCAUAC
This is a messenger RNA of Salvelinus fontinalis (brook trout), 2038 nucleotides long. RefSeq names its product trophoblast glycoprotein-like. NCBI's taxonomy places the organism in Eukaryota, Metazoa, Chordata, Actinopteri, Salmoniformes, Salmonidae. The coding region runs from base 171 to 1469 and encodes 432 amino acids. Gene Ontology annotation, cellular component: plasma membrane. Gene Ontology annotation, molecular function: protein binding. The record is from RefSeq and is a predicted model, not a curated record. The transcript is spliced from 2 exons.